This is a messenger RNA of Rhododendron vialii, 2225 nucleotides long. RefSeq lists its product as uncharacterized. The coding region runs from base 963 to 1571 and encodes 202 amino acids. The transcript has 3 exons. Lineage: Eukaryota; Viridiplantae; Streptophyta; Magnoliopsida; Ericales; Ericaceae. The record is from RefSeq and is a predicted model, not a curated record.
AGCAGAAUUCACAUGUUCUAUAUGCCUUAUUUGACAAAAUUCACACUCUCUAAAAAUAAAAUUCAUCCCAUAUUUGAUAGAAUUCACACCAAACAAAAUUCACCCCUAUAUUUGAUGACAUAAUUCAAAUGCUCUAAAAAUAGAAUUCAUCCCCUAGAAUUCACACGUCCUAAAAACAACAGAAUUCACCCCUAUAUUUGACAGAAUUCACAUGCUCUAUAUGCUCUAUUUGAUAGAAUUCACACCUCACCACUUCACUUCAGAUCUCAGAUCGACCUCAAAACCACCCCCACAACUUCUUAGAUUUUAUGAGAUGCACUAGGACUUCAACUUGAGAUUCACUAGGACUUCCAACCACCAAUGUUCUCAAUCAUCGACCAUCCACCACCAUCGUGAGAUCAUCCACCAUCCACCAUCAUGAGAUCAUACUUCACUUGAGAUCCACCAGGACUUCCAACGUGAUUGUAAUUCCAUCGGCUGCAAUUCUCCUCCUUGCCAGCCAUCGUAAACAAAAUGAUCGAGCAGAACAAAAACAUUAAAACGAGGGUAAAAUUGUAAAAGCAGUUUUUAAAAAGGGGUGGACGGGAUACCCUGUAAAACGGGAUUGGCAAGGGAUGGCAACAAAAAAGUAGGACCGGCCGGUAAUUUCCCGAAGAAAUAAGACCGGGGUAGUAUAUUCCGGACCAAGUUAACUGGAUUGUAUCAUUCCAAUACUUAUCCAGUUGGCAAACGACCCGUUAGGGUUCAGACAUUCCGGACCCAAGUUAGCUGCAGUAUAUCAUUCCAAUACUUAUCUAGUUGGCAAACGGCCCGUUAGGGUUGGUAUAUUCCGGGCCCAAGUUAGCGGGACUAUAAAGUAUCUAAAUGACCAUAUUCAAUUCCUCCUUUCCAGCAUUCUUUCGUACUAGUACUGUUUUGGGACUCCGGUUUUGCUAACGAAUCAGCAGCCAGUCUCAAAUCAAAUGGCUAGACGAACAGAACCCAAUAUACGGUUAAAGCUCCUCGUAGACAUGAAAUCCAGAACGGUGUUCUUUGCAGAGGCCGGAAAGGACUUCGUCGACUUCCUCUUUGGAAUCUUGGAGCUGCCUCUGGGUUCCGUCUUGGGACUUGCGCGCAGCACUGGCAAGACUGGAACUGGGUCUUGGGCCAAAGUCUAUGAAAGCGUCAAAAACAUGGACGAGGGAUACAUGCAAUCAAGCAACACCAGGAAGUCCCUCUUGGAACCCAAGAUUCCUGCAUAUACCGAAACUAAGCCCGCUGCUCUGUUGAAGCAAUUGGCAUAUCCUAAUCACCUUGACCGUGGGUCACGUCCCGACGGGCAUGUCAAAGGAGUGGCGACUUACAUGGUGAUGGAUGAUCUAACCGUGAAACCCGUAUCCACCAUUUCCAGUAUCUCUCUUCUCAACAGUAUGGGGAUCCAAAACUUUGGCUCUUUGGAAGAGAAGACUGUGGAGGUUGACGUGACAAAGGGUUUGGAGCUUGUGAAGGCCUCCUUUGGCUCUACCAAAGUCCUCACUGAUGUGUUUCUCCCUACUUGCGCUACGUCUAGUAAAAGAGAAAGGAAUGCUUGAAGCUCUUGAAGGUCCGGAAGACGUUACUGCAGUGGGAAGUACUUUUGACUUGGAGGCCUGAUUUUUGUUGGCAGUGGUGUGCCUAUAUGUCGUAGUUUUAGACCGGUACAUAUUUCAGUUUAUGCAAUGUAGAUCUUGAGCUUGAUGUUAAGUUGCAUCUCAAAACUACUAAUCACCUAAAUAGAGUAUCGUUAGUAUGAAAUAUGAAUCGACGUUGAAAGCUUUCAACGAGGUUUUGUUUUUUGAAAGGCACAUGUUGCAGAUGUUGCUUCUUACUUACUUAUAUAGGUACGUUAACUGCCUUGAUUCCCUCUUAGUCAUCAACAGGCUAUAUACUAUGAAAACAAGGUGUAGUAUUGGUUUGAUAUAGUAGCUGCGUAGUGUAGCGUAGAGCAUAUUACAGUCAUUUGUUCAGGACCCAUAAUGCUGCCUUUGGCAACUACUUCUUCAGGGUUAACAAUUGGCCGGUAAUCUUCGUUUCUGCCUAGGAUUCAUCUGAGGUAGGACCGAAUUGCGGGACGUGAAAUUUUUCAGAAAUUGGGGACUUCUAAAGGCUUCCUCCUGCAGCCUCACUUGUUUGUUUGAACAUUGAUCAUCUAAUAUAUUAUGCGUUGACUACACCUAUUCCAUUAUUUGUUUCUCAUUUCUUUCAGU